AUGUCGAUUGCAGCCGUGGCUUCGGCCUGGCUUGUUGGUGCUCAAAGUUCGGUGGAUAAUGAUUCGUAUCAUCCCCAUGCAGCGUUUGCCUUUGUACGGACUGGAGAGCGAACACCCAUCCUUCGCAACAAUACUCAGAGACUCACUGCAUUGGGUGCCAAUCAAAUGUACACACUGGGACAAAACUUCAGAACAAGAUACGUUGCUGGCGAUAAACCCAGUGCGUUUGGUGUACAACACAUCACGGGACUGUCGACCGAUAUUCUCAAUAACGAUCAAAUCUGGGUUCAGACGCGGGACGUCCCCUACCUCGUAUCUUCCGCCCAGGCAUUCAUGCAAGGAUUGUAUCCUCCUCAUGGCAUCGCCAAUGGCACAGGAGAUGUGACCGGCAUUCUCGCGGAUGGUACAUCAGUUGACUACCCUCUGAACGGCUAUCAGUAUGCCACUAUUCGAGCUGCUAGCCCAGAAGACCCAAAUUCCAUAUACAUCAGCGGGGAUCAAAAUUGCCCAAUGGCGCAGCAAGCCGCCUUGACGUAUUUCACCACCGACGAGUUUGAGCAGACAAGAAUAGCAAACAAGGAAUUGUACAAGAGCUUGAAGCUGGACUGGUUUGAGGGUAACAUGAAACCAUUUAACCUAGAAUACAUCAACGCCCUUGAGAUAGCCGAUUACAUAUCCUACCAAUAUACACACAACUCUAGUAUCCACGACAUAUUCACAAACGACACCGACUACACGGGCGCCUACGACAAACUUCGCUACCUAGCCGAUGAAGAGGCAUGGCACCUCUACGGCAACACAUCUGCUUAUCCCACAGACGCCGGCAACCAAGCCAUCGGCGGUAAAACGCUCGCAGCCUCAAUCCUAGAUACCUUUUCACUACGUAUCGCCAAUCCCGACAACGUCCUCGACAGCGCGCCACCAUCAUACCCGCUUACCUUUUACUUUGGCGAGCAAGACGCUAUGAUGAGCCUAACGACUCUUAUGAGUCUCGACUCCAAAACCCCCUACUUCAAAUCCAUACCGCCUUACGCCUCAGCUAUGGUCUUUGAGCUCUUCAGCAGAGGUAGCAGCGCCGUGUUUCCCAGCGACACCUCUGACCUCUGGGUGCGGUUCUCGUUCCACAACGGUACGGAUGAUGAUACCCAGCAGUUGAUCCAAUACCCCAUGUUCAACGACGGGCCGUCGACGGCAGACAUGCCAUGGUCCGAGUUUGAGAAUAUGAUGGGUGUUGUUGCGAUGAAGAGUAUUGCAGAUUGGUGCACUUCAUGUAGUAGUCCUAGUAUCUUCUGCAGUGGUGUACAGGGAACCGAUAUUACUGUCAUAGUCCCGUCAGCACAAAAGAAGGGGGGAAAGGACAGUGUUUCGCCUGUUGUGGGGGGCGUCAUUGGCGCUAUCGUCGCACUCGUCGUUGCGGGCUUGCUUUUCGCUCUCGCUAUGCUACUUGGUGGUAUCCGUUUCCACCGCGUCCAUCGCCCUGAUCAUACGAACAAGAAGGCAUCUCUCGGUGGCUUCAAGGGCUCGACAAAAUUGGCGUCGGAUCCGGAUCUCCGUCUUGCUGGGAAUGGGGCGCCACCGGCUAAAGGUAUAGUGGGGGCGAAGAAGGGACAUGAGCGUGUGGGGAGUUGGGAGUUGGCACAGAAGGAGUUUGGCAAGGAUGUGGGUGAUGCUAGUCCAAGGAGUAGCUUUGAUGGUAUUGAUGCUGUUGCCGCUGGUAGGCUUGUUUAGGCGCAUGAGCGCGUUUGAUGCGAGGAUGAAGUCACGCUGGUGUUUGUGAGAUGUAAUGACCAUGACGAUGGAGGAAGUGCAAGGAUUUUAAAGUCAUUCGAUACCCGGCUCUUUGGGCCAUUGUUUUGGACACGGCAUACGGCUGGGACAUGAACCUAUAUAGUUUAACACUGAAAUGAAGAAUACAUGAG
Messenger RNA from Pyrenophora tritici-repentis Pt-1C-BFP, 1919 nucleotides. Its product is annotated as putative histidine acid protein. Gene Ontology annotation, biological process: dephosphorylation. The record is from RefSeq and is a predicted model, not a curated record. Lineage: Eukaryota; Fungi; Ascomycota; Dothideomycetes; Pleosporales; Pleosporaceae. Gene Ontology annotation, molecular function: phosphatase activity.